UUCUUCCCCGCCAAUCAUGAACGUUAGGCGUACGGUGCUUUCGUCCUUGACCAAACACGUUGAUCGUAUACGCAAUGUUUGUAUCCUUGCACAUGUUGAUCAUGGUAAAACUACAAUGGCUGACGCCUUGUUGGCUACCAAUGGUAUUGUUUCUUCGCGCCAAUCAGGGAAAUUGCGGUAUAUGGAUAACACUGAGGGGGAGCAAGAGCGUGGCAUAACGAUGAAAUCUAGUGUAAUUGGUCUCAUUUUCAACCGGAAAGUCUCCUCUGUAGAUAAAAACGAUGAAGAUUAUUAUCUUGUGAAUUUAGUGGACUCUCCUGGUCAUGUUGACUUUUCUUCCGAAGUUUCGACAGCAGUUCGACUAUGUGAUGCUGCAAUUAUCGUUGUUGAUGUUGUCGAAGGAGUAUGUCCUCAGACACGUACGGUGCUCCGUCAAGCUUGGGAUGAAAGACUAACUCUGUUAUUGGCUUUAAAUAAGAUCGAUCGAUUGGUUGUAGAAAUAAAACUAACUCCGUCACAGGCUUAUGAAACCAUGUGUCGAGUGAUAGAACAAGUCAACUCCGUCCUUGCGGAAAUGUUUUCUGCAGAUAUGACGCGUCAAAGAGAUGGUAUGUGGCAGACGAAUAUCGACGAACUUGUAAGUACUUAUCCGUUUUGUACAUGUAUUCAUUAUCGGUUGCCAGAUGAAAAUUGAUUAACACAAGCAUGCCGUAAGUGUUCCUGUCCAUGUUCAUUAAGUAAUCCAUUAGUUGUGUCUGUUUCGCAUUGGGUACUGUUGACUCCUUGGGAUAUUGUAUACGUGGGAUGAAACUAUAGGACUGUCGCUUUGUUGGUCACAUUGUAUUAUAAUAGCCAUUUUCGGUUGUUAUUUCGAAAUGCGUAAGCAUCUUGGGGAAUUGAGUAAAAUGUAAUGAAUAAAGUGAUAAAAUGAUACUUCACAAUAACUAUUUUUCCAGCAUUAACUUGAAACAUUAGAUAGUUUUGUUAAUUUAUAAUCUAUUAGCUUAUUACAGCCCAUAGAGGGACUUACGAAAACCAUCUAGUUUAUUGCCUUACUGCACUAAAUGUGGCUCAACAUUGGUGUCAAUGAAAUUCUGGUUACUUAUCUACAUAAAGUGUAAGAUGUAUUUCAAGAACCUUUCAAGUGAUGUACAACAUGAUAAUUACGUGUAUGAUUGGAGCAAUAAUCUUGGGAAAGCUGACGAUUCUAACUUGUACUUUUCACCUGAAAAAGGGAAUGUUGUAUUCUGCUCUUCUGUCGAUUCGUGGGGAUUUCGUGUAGACCAAUUUUGCCAGACCUGGUCUGAACGCCUAUCUAUUCCUUGCUCAAUUUUACAAAAAUCCCUAUGGGGUGAUUUUUAUCUAACUUCCUCUCCUACAGAAUUAAAUAAAAUGAUUGUCAAACCUAAUGCUAGGCAAAAACAGAAGAAGUCAAUUUUCGUUCAGUUGGUCUUAGAACCUUUAUGGAAUGCAUAUCAAACAUUAUUCUUUGAAGAUAAACGUGAUAAAGUGUUUGCAAUGGCUCAAAAGGUUGGUGUAAAUUUAGACCAACGUGUUAUUCGUAAUGUUGAUAGUCGUGGAGUGUUACGUGCUUUCCUGAGUGUUUGGUUGUCGUUAGGUCAUACACUUAUGCAUGCCAUAACGGAUAUCUGUCCCAGUCCAUCUUCAGCAGUGUCUGCUGACCGAGCUGUACAUAUGUUGUAUGGAGAUACAGUUUUAUGUGAUUCAACACUUACCAAAAAAGAUUCUGUCAUAACAAUCGAUCAAACUUCACGUGUACCAAUUAAUUCAAUAUAUUCAACAUCUGGGGCUAGCUUAGCUCUUCAAUCUUGUGAUUCAUCAUCACUAGCUCCAACCAUUAUUUUUGUAGCUAAAGUAUUUUGGACUGAUAAAUUACGUCUCACUUCAAAUGUUACUAGUAAUCCUGCUUCUAAAAAUACCAAACAAGAGAGUACAGAUUCUGAUCAGAUUUCACCAUCAUGUGAUACAGCGAAUACCGAUGUAAAUAAUCAUCCAAGUGGAAUACAAUCUUCUAUCCCCAAACAAAUUAAUCUACGAUCUCCUUUGUUACUGUGUAACCCAUUCACAGAUACUGAUUUUAUUGCUUUAGCUCGAGUAUUUAGUGGUUCUGUUUAUCCUGGUCAGAAAUUGUUUGUUCUUGGACCAAAAUUUAAUGGUAGAAAAGUUCCUUCAUAUCUCUUGGAUACAGAUCCUGAAAGUCUCCCAAUUGGUCCUGUUCGUUUGCGAAACGAUGAUGAAGAUGCUGAAAUUUCAUUAACUGGAAAUGAAACCGGUUCAAUUGAUAAUUUUUGCACAUUUAGUCCAAUAAAUUCUGGUUCCUUGCCUGUUAGUCGUUCAGGAUCUGUUGGAGGUUCAGGCGAGUAUCGAUUGACUGGUCCUAAAUAUUUACGUCAUGUUUACGUAGCUUGCGUUGUUCAUGUCCUUCAGCUAUUAGGAGGUCAGUCGGAUUUCGUUAAACUUCUCGAACCUGUACCAUCUGGAAACAUAGUAGGUCUUACUGGACCAGAUUUAAUAGCUUGUCUACCGAAAUCGGGUCUCUUGGUCAGUCGACUAUCUCUAGUUUCUUCAUUUAAUAAAACAGAUAGCAGUGAAACUGAACUGGCUCCUGUUCUCCCGUUAGCUGGAUUAGCAGUUUGGCAUGGGGCACCAGUAAUUUCAGUUGCUGUUGAACCUGCAUCUGCUACAAAUCCUGAAGAUGUUUAUAGAUUGGAACGUGGUCUUCGACUUUUAGAUCGUGCUGAUCCCUGUGCUGAGGUAACAAUUACAGCCAAUGGUGAAUAUAUUAUACGUGCUGCUGGUGAAAUUCAUUUACAAAAAUGUAUAGAAGAUUUAAUAAAAUAUUUUGCACCUGAAGUUGAAUUACAAAUAUCUCCAUUUGUUGUACCAUUUCGUGAAACAAUUAUUGAUGCAUGUAAUACAUCUAAUUCUUUAUCAUUAAUUAGCCUGUCUAAUGCAUCUUAUGAGAAAGCUUAUAUUCAAUUUGAAAGUUUAUUACAAAAGUUUAAUUUAACAUUGAAUUAUGAUCAAUUAAAAAGUCUUCAUUUACAAUUACCAUCAUCAUCAUUAUCAUCAUUAGGUACUACAGGAGAUGAUGAAUUAAAGCCAACUGCUACUACUACUACUACUAAUACUAUUACUGGGGAUAAUUUAAAAUCGAUAAGUUGUGGUACACAAAAAUUACAUAAUUUUCAUCAUAAUUUAGAUAUUAAUAAUUUUCCUAUUAGUAUAUUUCAAUUACCUCAUAGUAAACCUAGAACAAGAAUAUUAAUACGAGUUACUGCUCAUCCAAUGCCAUGUGAAUUAUUAAAUUGGAUUGAACAUUAUGGAUCUUCAAAAAUUUCUCAGUUAAUUCGAGCUUUUAAAAGUAAAGCAUUAAAUUACACUAAACUUUUAUCUGAAUUUGAGCAACAGCUAUCAAAUAUCUGUUCUCAAUUAACAUCAAAAUGUACUACCGCAUGUUCUAUCAAUUGGAAUCAAAUAACAACAUCGUUGUUAGCUUUUGGACCAAAUCAAACUGGACCAAAUAUAUUAAUUAGUCAUUUAAAUACCGAUUAUUUUCCAUUAUGUACUGUUUGGGGUAAAAAACUUAAUUCAUCAUUGAAUAAUUCUACUAUACAUUUAAAAAAUGUAAAUAAAAAAUCGAAUAUCAAUUUACCAAUUAUUAGUUAUGGUAAAGCAUUACUACGAGGUUUUCAACAGGCCACUUUAAAAGGACCACUUUGUGCUGAACCAAUGUAUGGUAUUGUAUUUGUAUUAGAAGAAAUUGUUGCAGAAAGUUUGGAUACAUUAAAAUUACCAAAUUAUAGUAGUGACAAUACUACUACUACUACUACUAUUAAUAGUAAUAAUGCUGUUUCUCAAGAAAAUAAAUCGCAUGAAUCAAAUAUUAACUAUGAAUUAACAACAUCGUUACCAUUGGAAAAUUCAAUGCCAUCAUCUACUACUGCCACUACCUAUUCAACUGAUAAUAAACCGGAUAAUCAAUUAUUAAGUAAUAAAUCUAAACGUAAAUCAAAACGAUUAACAUCCAUCUCAUGGUUAGAUGAUGAUGGUGAUGAUGAAAUUGAACGUUUUUAUCACAGUAGUUCAGAAGAACUUGACCAAGAUAGUGAUAAUGAUGAUGAUGAGAAUUGGUGUUCUGAUUCUUCAAAAAAUGAAGAUAGUCAAUCUGAUCAAUUGUCUGACGUCGAAAAUUCCAACGUGGCUGUUUUACAGAAUCCCGAAACGGAAACUUGUUUUGACACAACCAAAGAAAUUCCUUAUUGGCAACGACGAUCCGACAUGUCAUGGUUACAUGAUAUUCCACCAGGUCUCUUAACACCAGCUAUGACACGAGCCUGCAUAGCUGCAUUUCAAUCCUGUCCAUUUCAACGCUUAAUGAUCGCUGUAUAUGACUUGGAAUUACAAGCUCGAAGUGAUGUUUUGGGACGCAUGUUUGGAGUUCUUCGCAGGCGAUAUGGCAGAGUUGUUGGUGAAGAUUUUAGAGAAGGCGAAAAUACUUUUGUUAUUAGUGCCAGAUUACCUGUUAUUGAGAGUUUUGGACUUGCAGAUGAAAUAAGAAAACGUACCAGUGGUGUUGUCAGUCUUCCACAAUUACGUCCCGGUGGUUGGGAAUUGCUAGAUAUCGAUCCGUUACAAAAAGAUAUGUCUUCUAUAGAUAGUAAAGAAUCUUUUAGUGAAUCGUUUCGCACAAAAGGGGGUUCCAGUAAACUUUUUCGAUCGAAACUACCUAUCUCAAGUCUUCAUGAUGGUGGUGGUGGUGAUGAUGGAACUGAUGAAAAUAUGGAUGAACCCACAAGUCGAAUAUCUAGAGUACAACGAUAUAUUCGAGAAGUUAGACUACGCAAAGGAUUACCAUUAAAUGAACAAUUAGUGCUUAAUGCCGAUAAACAAAGAACGUUAAAAAAGAAUAAAUAGAUAUGCUAUUUUAUAAAUAAAAACAACUUGUAAAUUAUAUUUUAGAGUUAUAUAUAAUUUUCCAUUUGAAUAAAUCAUAAUCUGUUUUGAUCCGAAUUCACAUCAAUUUUCUAUGUAUCUUAGUAUUUCUAAUGACUACUACUAGCCUGAUGAUUGAUUUUCUUGACUUUCUGUAAGGAGCUCCCAUUUUCUUCUUAGGUGUUUCUUUUUGAAUAAUAUUAUCGCCAAUCACUGUUGAGAUUGUGACUUAAUGAAUAUUAUAUUGUUUUCGUUGUGUAUUGGA
Molecule: messenger RNA, 5221 nt
Organism: Schistosoma bovis
Lineage: Eukaryota; Metazoa; Platyhelminthes; Trematoda; Strigeidida; Schistosomatidae
Source: the annotation of a GenBank genome assembly